Molecule: messenger RNA, 1320 nt
Organism: Cuculus canorus (common cuckoo)
Lineage: Eukaryota; Metazoa; Chordata; Aves; Cuculiformes; Cuculidae
Gene: SNTN
Product: sentan, cilia apical structure protein
Exons: 5
Coding region: 787-1320 (177 amino acids)
Molecular function (GO): calcium ion binding; transition metal ion binding
Source: RefSeq, a predicted model, not a curated record
CUUCUUUUCCUCUCUUUCCCCCAUCAGUGGACCAACCCAGUACUGUGCUGACUAUUCCAGUCCUGUGGAUUGCUGGAAAACCAUGUUUGAGCUACAGAGAGGACAAACCUGAAUAUCUACAUGUCCUGGUAUUUCAGAUGGGAGCAAAAUACAAUUUUUUGGGUCAAUGAAGAAUUUUAUUUUGGCUUUCAUUUCUUUUGUUCCUUCGUUUUGGUUUUUUAUUUAACUUUGGAAAAAGUUAGGUAUAGGCAAGGAGAAAGUGAGAUCUGUGUGUUUGGCAGGGGAUGGGGAUAGAAUGUAGGCUCUUCAUGCCCCCUCCCACAUAGUCCUACUUCUGGAUUUUUUUUCUCUUUCUUUAAUAAGAAAAAAAAUCUGCUUUUUUUAUUAUUGGAUCAGGAAUAUUCCAAGUUGGGUCAUCUAAGCCUCUCCACUACAAAUAGAUAAGAGGUUUUUUGUGUCAACUACCUUUCUCUGCAUCAGCUUUUCCAGUCAGAUCAGCAGGGUCCCAUUUCCAGAUUUUUCUGUCCCAUGCUGGGGGUUCGAGACUUGAGUUUUGUUUACCUUUAGUCCUGCAUUUCAAACAAGCUGAAAUUCUUGCAUCACCAUGUGAGCAGAGGAACUGCAGCUUUUACACCCUCUAGAGUUGAGAUCCCUGGAGAAAGGGCAGUUUCUAAUGCAAAACGGGACAGAAUUAAGAUUAUGAUUUAUUUUAGGUAUUGUUUACCUAACUCCAAAUCUAAAAUUUUCUUAUGAGGGGCAGAGCUGGUGGAAGAAUUGACAAAAGCAAUGGAAGAGGCACAUGUUUUGCUGGAAGACUUUCCUUUUGCUUUCCCCCAUUGGCCAGACAAUCACAGAGAUCACAAACACCUCGGCCACAAGAUGUGUGGCUGUAGAGCAAGCGUUCCCAGCACGAAGCAGUACUCGGUCAAUCAGCCAGCUCCUGCUUCCACCAAAAAAAGCCCUUCGGCUGCAGGCAUGACCAAGCGCAUACCUAUAGCCAAGCAGCUGGCUUCAAUAAAAGCUCUAGGAAAAAGCUCAGAGCUUGAAAAAGCUUUUGCUACCGUGGCUUUGGUGUACAACAACGCUGCUGACCCCAAGGGCAAGAUCAGCAAAGCUGAGACCAAAACCCUACUGCAAACCCAGUUUGGGAGUUUCAUCCAGGGCCAAGAAAACAAACCAAAAUACCAGGAAAUCAUUUCCACCCUGGAUGAGGAGUCGGAGAACAAAAUUGAUUUUGAAGAUUUCAUGAUCUUGUUAGUCAGCCUCACUCUAAUGUCUGACCUGCUGCAGGAGAUCAAAAAUGUGAAAACCACAAAAUGA